AUGACGAGUUUUCUCGAAAGUACGUACAGCUUGGUGCACCAGGAUAAUACAGCAGACCAGCCAUCUCUCCAGGAUCUCAGGACGCACCUGGAAAAGGGCAACGAUGAAUCCAAACAGGAGACCAUGAAGCGAAUUCUCACCAUCAUGCUCAACGGAGAUCCAAUGCCGCAACUACUCAUGCACAUCAUCCGCUUCGUCAUGCCCUCGAAGAGCAAGCCGCUGAAGAAGUUGCUAUAUCUGUACUAUGAAAUCUGCCCGAAGCUUGAUUCAAAUGGCAAGCUUAAGCAAGAGAUGAUUCUUGUCUGGUAAGCCACAUCUGCCAAAUGCUUUGAAUACAACACGAGACUGACGGCCAUCAGCAAUGGCAUCCGAAUGGACCUGCAGCACCCCAACGAAUACAUCCGCGGAAACACCCUUCGCUUUCUCUGCAAGCUUCGCGAGCCCGAGUUGAUCGAGCCUCUCCUUGCACCCACUCGGUCAUGCCUCGAGCACCGCCAUUCCUACGUCCGCAAGAACGCCGUCUUUGCAAUCGCAUCCAUUUACCAGCAUUCGGAGGCGCUUAUGCCCGAUGCACCAGAGCUCAUACAAAAUUUCCUCGAAUCGGAGAGUGACAACACCUGCAAGCGCAAUGCUUUUGCUGCAUUGCUGAGCAUCAGUCAUGAGAAGGCUUUGGAGUAUCUGAGCGGUGUUUUUGAGGGUAUCCCCAACGCAAAUGAGCUCUUGCAGCUGGUGGAGUUGGAAUUCAUCCGGAAAGAUGCGGUCACAAACCAGCAAAACAAGGCGCGCUACCUCAGGCUAAUCUUUGACCUCCUGGAGGCGAAAGACUCAACCGUGGUCUACGAGGCGGCCUCGUCACUCACAGCCCUCACGAACAAUCCGGUUGCAGUGAAGGCCGCAGCUGCCAAGUUCAUCGAACUUAGCAUCAAAGAGUCUGACAAUAAUGUGAAGCUCAUCGUGCUAGAGAAAGUGAACUCUCUGCGUAAAGCGAACGAGGGCAUUCUCGACGAUCUGGUCAUGGAGAUCCUGCGUGUCCUUUCAAGCCCUGAUCUGGAUGUGAGGAGAAAGGCGCUUGAGCUGGCCCUGGAAAUGGUCUCGAGCAAGAACGUCGAAGAAGUAGUUAUGCUUCUCAAGAAAGAGCUGGCCAAGACGGUUGAUGAGCAAUACGAGAAGAACAAUGAAUACCGAUCACUGCUCAUUCACUCGAUACAUCAAUGCGCGAUCAAGUUCUCCGAGGUCGCGCAGAGCGUGGUCGGGCUGCUCAUGGACUUCAUCUCGGACUUCAACAACGCAUCUGCGAUUGAUGUUAUCUCUUUUGUCAAGGAAGUGGUAGAGCGCUUUCCCAAGAUGCGCAGUUCGAUCGUGGAAAGACUGGUGUCAACACUAAGCGAGGUCCGGGCCGGAAAGGUCUACCGAGGAAGCCUUUGGAUCAUUGGAGAAUACUCGCUCGAAGAAAACGACAUCAAAGAAGCCUGGAAACGAAUCAGGGCUAGCUUGGGUGAGAUUCCAAUCGUUGCGUCAGAAGCUCGAUUGUUGGAAGAGCAACCGGAUGGUGAGCCGGAAUUGAAUGAUCAGGUAAAUGGUCAUACGAAGCCUUCGGUGCCCAGUGGCUCACGCAAGGUGCUCGCGGAUGGCACUUACGCAACAGAGAGUGCUCUCACGAGCCAAGCAUCCGCGAAAGCCAAGUUGGACGCCGUCAAGGCUGCACAAAAGCCACCUUUGCGACAACUUAUUCUGGAUGGAGACUACUUCCUCGCUACAGUACUCUCGUCAACCCUCACAAAGUUGGUCAUGCGGCAUUCCGAGAUCUCGAGUGAUGCGGCACGAACAAAUGCUCUCCGUGCCGAAGCCAUGCUCAUCAUGAUCUCCGUCAUCCGAGCUGGUCAAUCUCAGUUCGUUAAGGCACCCAUCGAUGAAGACUCCGUCGACCGAAUUAUGUCCUGCGUCCGAUCUCUUGCAGAAUUCGCGCAAAAGAAGGAACUUGAGACAGCUUUCUUGGACGACACUAGAAAAGCUUUUAGAGAGAUGGUACAGGUUGAGGAAAGGAAGCGGGCCGAGAAAGACGCAGUACUCAAAGCAAAGAGUGCUAUCCAAGUAGAUGAUGUUGUCUCGAUUCGUCAACUCAGCAAGAAGAAUGCCCAGGACGGCGCCGACGAGGCCGAAAUUGAUCUGGAGAAGGCGACGGGUGGCGAUGUCACCACCGAAAACCUCAGUUCGAAGCUGAACCGGGUUGUACAGCUUACUGGAUUCUCAGACCCUGUGUAUGCUGAGGCAUAUGUUCAGGUACACCAAUUCGACAUUGUCUUGGACGUUCUGCUGGUCAACCAGACGCGGGAAACUCUGCAGAAUCUCUCUGUCGAGUUCGCGACCCUGGGUGAUCUCAAAGUGGUAGAGCGACCCACCACACAGAACUUGCCGGCCCUUGACUUCUUGAACGUGCAAGCGACUAUCAAGGUUUCAUCAACUGAUACUGGUGUCAUCUUUGGCAACGUGGUCUACGACGGAGCAUCUUCUACUGAAUCAAAUGUUGUCAUCUUGAAUGAUGUCCAUGUCGACAUCAUGGACUACAUCCAACCUGCGCAGUGUACCGAGACUCAGUUCCGAACGAUGUGGACCGAGUUUGAAUGGGAGAACAAAGUCAACAUCAACACGAAGAUGCCUGAGGGCAAAGGUUUGAGAGAAUUCCUGCAGAGGUUAAUGAAGGUGACCAACAUGUCUUGCCUGACACCAGAAGCCAGUUUGGAGGGCGAGUGUCAAUUCCUCAGCGCAAAUCUUUACGCAAGGAGUGUAUUUGGUAAGUUCUGAGCAUCUCGUCCAGCCUCACAGGCUUCGAAUACUGAUUAUCAGCAGGUGAGGACGCCCUUGCGAAUCUGAGUGUUGAACAAGAGGGCAAGAAUGGACCAGUGACGGGAUUCAUGCGGAUACGAAGUCGAUCUCAAGGCCUGGCGCUUAGUUUGGGAUCCCUGAAAGGUCUCAGCAAGAUCGGAGAGCUCUCUUGA
Messenger RNA from Lecanosticta acicola, 2996 nucleotides. NCBI's taxonomy places the organism in Eukaryota, Fungi, Ascomycota, Dothideomycetes, Mycosphaerellales, Mycosphaerellaceae. The record is from the annotation of a GenBank genome assembly.